ACUUUAUCCCGAUUAGCCCAACUUCUAGUGACAUCCGUAGAAAAGAAAACGAUACAAACUCACCGUGUAUGUGUACCUCUCUAGUUCCCGCACUCUAUGCCCUAACUUCACACGACGAUUACAGCUACACCCCCAGCCCGGCGAUCGGACACCUGACGCCGGGGACAACCCAACGCCGUCCACCGGGUUCAUCGUUUCCUGUUUCUAUUGUGGUUUCCACGGUGUUAGUGGGGGGUAAUUAGGGUUUCAUAUUUGUUUGCUGUAUUCGAACCCUCUUCACUUGACAUCCGUAGAAAAGAAAACGAUACAAACUCACCGUGUAUGUGUACCUCUCUAGUUCCCGCACUCUAUGCCCUAACUUCACACGACGAUUACAGCUACACCCCCAGCCCGGCGAUCGGACACCUGACGCCGGGGACAACCCAACGCCGUCCACCGGGUUCAUCGUUUCCUGUUUCUAUUGUGGUUUCCACGGUGUUAGUGGGGGGUAAUUAGGGUUUCAUAUUUGUUUGCUGUAUUCGAACCCUCUUCACUUGCCUAUAACAUUGCAAUAUAUUAGUGCCAUAUUUUGAGAGAGAGAGAGAGAGAGAGAGCGAGCAGUAUGAAACAGUCGAAGGAUCCAUUCGAAGUUGCGUUUGAGGAAGAAGACGAGGAGUAUGAUUCGCCAACUGAUUCCCCCGUUGUUGCUCCUGAUAAUGUGAUCGGACCUCAAACCGAAACUCAUAGAAUAAAUCUCCAGACUAGUACUACUAGUCAAUCAGAACCUGCUGCUUUACAGCUCCCUGUUGAUGUCCAUAAUAAUACUACUACUCAGGACGAUUACGACGACGAUGACGAUUACGACAACGAGAUCGAUACUAUUACUCCCCGUCCUCCUACGAAUACAAAUACUGCAAAGCCAUUGAAAUCCACAGCUGCUGCUGCAUCGUUGGCCAGGAAGGCCAAAGAGGACGAGGAGGAAGAAGAGGAGGAGGAGAACAUGGACGUUGAGCUCGGGAACCCUUCCACCUCUGACCCUGAUAAGAUGUCUAAGAUGCAGGCUAUUUUAUCUCAGUUCACUGAAGAACAGAUGAGUAGAUAUGAAUCAUUCCGGAGAUCAGGAUUUCAGAAAUCAAACAUGAAAAGAUUGUUAGCAAGCAUUACUGGUAGUGCAAAAAUUUCCAUACCAAUGACAAUUGUGGUGUCAGGGAUAGCAAAACUGUUCGUUGGUGAACUUGUUGAAGCAGCCAGAAUUGUGAUGUCCGAGAGAAAUGAGAGCGGGCCAAUCAGGCCCUGCCACAUGAGGGAAGCCUAUAGAAGAUUAAAACUUGAAGGCAAGGUUCCAAAAAGAUCAGUUCCUAGGCUUUUCAGUUCUAAUUUGAAGAUUCGCAUCACAACUAGGAGGGGACAGCUUCAUCUGGUGUUGUUCAGGCAAAGGGGAAAGCAUCUCCGCUGCCACUAUUGAGGAAAAGAAGGCUUUGUGUGUAGAUGCUGAACCAGAAGAUAACAAGUUUGAUAGCAAGUUUGUCAUUAGGAAAUCCGCUAUGGAGGCCUGCCUUGUUAUUUCAACAGACAAUAAUACAAUAUAGAUUACACUUGAUGUGUUAAUAAGGCUUGAUUUUUAUGGUAAAAUCAGACUUCUAUAGAAGCUCAUUAUUCAAUGAAAGUAGGGAAUUGAGUUACCACCUUCAUGGUGAUGAAAGGACUAUUUCUUAAUUUACAGAAAAA
Messenger RNA from Rhododendron vialii, 1707 nucleotides. Its product is annotated as transcription initiation factor TFIID subunit 11. The transcript is spliced from 5 exons. Gene Ontology annotation, biological process: transcription initiation at RNA polymerase II promoter; RNA polymerase II preinitiation complex assembly. Bases 602 to 1444 code for a protein of 280 amino acids. Gene Ontology annotation, molecular function: protein heterodimerization activity; transcription coactivator activity. The record is from RefSeq and is a predicted model, not a curated record. Gene Ontology annotation, cellular component: nucleus; transcription factor TFIID complex. Lineage: Eukaryota; Viridiplantae; Streptophyta; Magnoliopsida; Ericales; Ericaceae.